AUGAUCAAGGUCCACGAAGAGGUCCAAUAUCUCGAACUUAUCCGCUCAGUUAUAGACACUGGAGAGACGCGAUCAGAUCGAACUGGCACGGGCACCAUCUCUCUUUUCGCACCACCCCCGUUGCGUUUCUCUCUCUCAGAUUCUACACUACCUCUGCUCACCACAAAACGCACAUUUCUCCGUGGAAUAAUUGAAGAGCUUCUCUGGUUUGUGAAAGGCUCUACAGACUCCACUAUUCUCUCAAAGAAGGCCGUGAAAAUUUGGGACGGGAAUGGGUCAAAGGAAUUUUUGGAGAAGCGAGGGCUCGGUCACAGACGGGAAGGAGAUCUGGGUCCUGUGUACGGGUUUCAGUGGAGGCAUUUCGGUGCGAAGUAUGUGGAUUGCGAAAAGGACUAUACCGGAGAGGGCGUAGAUCAACUCCGAGAGGUCAUUCGGAAGAUCAAGGAGGAACCCACUGACCGCCGGAUCAUCUUGAGCGCUUGGAACCCUUCAGACAUACCCCAGAUGGCCCUCCCACCAUGCCAUAUGAUGUGUCAGUUCUAUGUCCAUCUUCCAUCCUCAUCAGACCCCACGGCACGCCCUCGGCUCUCUUGUUUGAUGUACCAGCGCUCGGCCGACCUCGGCCUAGGGAUUCCAUUCAAUAUCGCAUCCUACGCAUUGCUUACCUGCAUGAUCGCGCAUGUCACAAACACGGAACCAUAUCAGCUGACUAUCCAGCUCGGCGAUGCACACGUAUAUCUCGAUCAUGUCGAGGCAUUGAAGGUGCAACUGGAGAGAGAGCCCAAGGCGUUCCCGAAGCUGCGAUGGAAACGCAUGAUCAGCGAUAUCGAAGGUUUCGUGUACGACGAUUUUGUGAUAGACGGAUAUGAUCCUCAUCCGACAAUUGCGAUGAAGAUGAGUGUUUAG
Messenger RNA from Heterobasidion irregulare TC 32-1, 906 nucleotides. RefSeq lists its product as uncharacterized. NCBI's taxonomy places the organism in Eukaryota, Fungi, Basidiomycota, Agaricomycetes, Russulales, Bondarzewiaceae. The record is from RefSeq and is a predicted model, not a curated record. Gene Ontology annotation, cellular component: cytosol; mitochondrion. Gene Ontology annotation, molecular function: thymidylate synthase activity. The transcript has 2 exons. The coding region runs from base 1 to 906 and encodes 301 amino acids. Gene Ontology annotation, biological process: dTMP biosynthetic process.